Molecule: messenger RNA, 944 nt
Organism: Zingiber officinale
Lineage: Eukaryota; Viridiplantae; Streptophyta; Magnoliopsida; Zingiberales; Zingiberaceae
Exons: 3
Coding region: 216-605 (129 amino acids)
Source: RefSeq, a predicted model, not a curated record
GCUAAGCCUCGCGCGGUAAGUACACGCAUAGUAUUUUAGUUUGUGUUCAUUUCCCCUUCCCUUCCCUUCCCUUUCUCUUCCUUUGCAAAGCCUAGGGUUUUGGUGCGAAUCGAAGCGCUUCCUGCUCGCGCUGCGCGAGACCAAGGAGGAGCGGGAGGCCCGGAUCCGGAGCCUCUUUGGCUUCUUCAACAAGGCAGGGCUUGGCUACCUCGAUUAUGACCAGAUCGAGACUGGCCUGUCCGGUCUCAACAUCCCCGCUGAGUACAAGUACACUAGGGAUCUCCUUAAGGUUUGCGACUCUGACCGCGACAGGCGGGUCGAAUACCAGGAGUUCCGUAGGUACAUGGACGGCAAGGAGCUCGAGCUCUAUCGAAUCUUCCAGGCCAUCGAUGUCGAGCAUAAUUGCCCGAGGAACUCUGGGAUGCCCUCAUCGAGAGGUUGAUUUGGCUAUGGAAACAGAUAUGGAUCGCGAUAAGGGCCCUCAGAAGAUGUCAAAUGGUGCACCAUUGGAGAAGGAAACUGAUGACACACUCAUGGAGAAGGAAACUGACAGGUUUCAAGCAUGGGCGAAAAUAAGGGUGUCGACAUGGAGGAGGGAUCACUAGAGAUUGGCAUGGGUAUGGAGAUAUCAUCAUAUGCCUGCUUACAUUUUCUUUUGUAUAGUCUGAUCUAUGCUGACCAAUAAACUAUAAAGAAAUUUGAUGGGGUAUUUUUCAGUUGAUUAGUUUUCUGUAGGUGGAAAGGUCUGAACUAUUGAGUAGCAUCAACAAUCAACAUCCUUUGAGUCCCACCAAUCUAAGGCUUCAGAAAAUUGCCAUAAUUGUGCUUCAACCAUGUUUUAUAUUCUAGAGUUGUAUGCAUAUAUAGUUUUGAUCCAUAAUGUUGGUGCGGUUAGCACUAACGAUUUAACCCAGGUUUUGAUGAAUGACAAAUAGGUUAAGUUA